Spodoptera littoralis (African cotton leafworm) is the source of this 550-nucleotide messenger RNA. Lineage: Eukaryota; Metazoa; Arthropoda; Insecta; Lepidoptera; Noctuidae. The record is from the annotation of a GenBank genome assembly.
GUAUUUGUAUAAAAACUUGAGUUUAUUUUUUAUUGUUUUACUUUUUAGAAGUUUAUAAAAAAUCAAACAGGAUGACUGAAGGAAAAUGCACGUUUGGCACGCGGAUGCCAAUAGACAUCCACAUGCUGAACGAAAUCAUUUACCGAGAGGUGAAGAACUUCAGGAACUACAAGAUAUACCGGCCUAACUUCGGAUCUAUACCCGUUACCGGUAAGUUCUACGCUGCUCACGACCAGCUCAAAGCUGAAUCUAUAGAAGAGACGAAGAAGGUAGAAGAUUACCACAGCAAUGUGGCACAGACUAGAGCCAAGGGACCUCGCAGUAAAUACGAAGCGCCAGCUACUGAGAACCAAUGCUACGGCUGGUACCACAAACCCCUGGUACCAAUGAACCGCAGCGACCGUCGGUUCUACCAUCCGAAGAGGGAGAGCAAACAUACUAAGAUAGAAAUCGUCAUUCUAAUGUCCAAUCCCAAACAUAAAAAGAAGGAUAAAUAGAAAUAGUACUUGAACUAUAAACAAAUGUGUUCCAGAACAGGGUAAUGCUUGCA